This is a messenger RNA of Manacus vitellinus (golden-collared manakin), 1457 nucleotides long. RefSeq names its product proteasome subunit alpha 5 (gene PSMA5). The transcript is spliced from 8 exons. Gene Ontology annotation, cellular component: proteasome core complex, alpha-subunit complex; proteasome core complex; nucleus. The record is from RefSeq and is a predicted model, not a curated record. Lineage: Eukaryota; Metazoa; Chordata; Aves; Passeriformes; Pipridae. The coding region runs from base 154 to 711 and encodes 185 amino acids.
CCCUGCAGGGGUGUGAACACCUUCUCUCCUGAGGGGAGGCUCUUCCAGGUGGAAUAUGCCAUUGAGGCCAUAAAGUUGGGCUCCACGGCCAUUGGGAUCCAGACGUCGGAGGGAGUGUGCCUGGCCGUGGAGAAGAGGAUCACCUCCCCCCUCAUGGAGCCCAGCAGCAUCGAGAAGAUCGUGGAGAUCGACUCCCACAUCGGCUGUGCCAUGAGUGGCCUGAUCGCUGAUGCCAAGACCUUGAUUGACAAGGCCCGAGUGGAGACUCAGAACCACUGGUUCACCUACAACGAGACGAUGACGGUGGAGAGCGUCACCCAGGCCGUGUCCAACCUGGCCCUGCAGUUCGGGGAGGAGGACACUGUCCCCUCCUGUCUCCCGCAGUCCCGCCCCUUCGGCGUCGCGCUGCUCUUCGGAGGAGUGGAUGAGAAGGGCCCCCAGCUGUUCCACAUGGAUCCCUCGGGAACGUUCGUGCAGUGCGACGCCAGAGCCAUCGGCUCGGCCUCCGAGGGCGCCCAGAGCUCCCUGCAGGAGGUUUAUCACAAGUCCAUGACGCUGAAGGAAGCCAUCAAAUCCUCCCUGGUGAUCCUGAAACAGGUCAUGGAGGAGAAACUCAACGCCACCAACAUCGAGCUGGCCACGGUGGAGCCCGGGAUGAAAUUCCACAUGUACACCAAGGAGGAGCUGGAAGAGGUUAUCAAGGAUAUCUGAAAAACAAGGAAACCCCCCCCAGAAGCUCCAAUUUCCCACUCCCGAUCGAAGGAACUCUCCCGGUGCACCCAGUUCCUGGGAUUUCCCCUCCUUUAUCCCGCCAGAUCCGGAGGUGUUUUUUACUCUUUGUGGACAGAACCGAGGAGGGAAUGAAAUAAAUGAUUUUGUUAUUCCCUUUGGGGCCCUGGGAGAGGGGGGGGAAGGUGGGAAGAGGGGGUUUGGAGCAGGGAUUGGGGGUGGAGCAGGACGGGAGCGGGGUCAGGGGGCUCUGCUGGGGCAGAGUCUCCCUCUCGUGGUGAAUCCAUGGGGAAUUCCAGGUGGAAUCCCACAGUUCUCUUUAAAAAAUUAGGGCUUUUUGGACCUCUUUGGUGCAUUCCCCCCACUCCCUUUUCCGGUGGUUUUUAUCCACAAAUGUUCCAGGAGCUCUGACUCCUUCCUAUAACCUCGGGUUUCCUUCCAGAAAAGCUUGGAAAAAUCCCUAAAAAGUCAUAAAACAGAGCCCACCAAGCAGGAACAUGGAUAGAGGAUUUUAUUAUGGAUAAAAAUCCUCCAAACCUCUAAAAUCCUGCAGGUACCAUCGGAUUUUAUGGGUUUAACCCCAUUUUUGACCAAACAAUUCCUGCUUAUCCCAAUUUUCUUCCCUUAGUUUCUCAUUCUCCAGUGAGAAUCUCUAUCCCUGUCCUCCAAAAAGAGUCUGGGAAUCAAGGAUCAGUCUGAUAAGGGAAUAAACUGAGAUUAUGAGAGUA